UUUUUUCUAAUUUAAAAAAUUUGAAAUUCAAGGCGAGAAAAAAGAGUUCAAAAUUGAAAUUGAAGGUGUAAUGGUUCUCCAAGACUCAAACUACGAGGCACGAAGGGACUUUCCAUAGCCCGUCGAUACCAGCCAGAAUUUCCACUUUCCGUUUAAUCUCUCAGGUUUAGCUCAUUGGCAAAAUCCUACGCUCAAUUCAGUUCAGUUGGUAAAAUUCAAGAAAGAGAGGAAAAUGACGCUUCUAAGUAGAUUCUUUUACAAAAGACCCCCAGAUGGGUUGCUUGAAUUUGUAGAGAGAGUAUAUGUGUUUGAUUCGUGUUUUUCCACCGAGGUCUUGCCUGAGGAAAUGUACCAAAUAUACCUAGAUGAAAUUAUUACUGAGUUACAUGAAGAAUUCCCGGACUCAUCCUUCCUUGCAUUCAAUUUUCGUGAGGGUGAGAAACGUAGCCAGUUUGCUGAGAUACUAUGCGAAUACGAUGUUACAGUUAUGGAUUAUCCGCGGCAGUACGAGGGUUGUCCAAUGCUCCCAUUAUCUCUCAUUCAACAUUUUCUCCGUGUUUGUGAGAGUUGGCUCUUGCUUGACAAGCAACAGAAUGUUAUUCUUCUCCAUUGUGAGAGGGGAGGUUGGCCACUCUUGGCAUUUCUUUUAGCUAGCUUUCUCAUUUUUAGGAAAUUGCAUAGUGGUGAACGAAAGACUCUUGAAAUUGUACAUCGAGAAGCUCCUAAAGGUUUCUUGCAGCUCUUGUCGCCUUUGAAUCCUCUUCCGUCUCAGCUUCGAUACCUUCAGUAUGUGGCAAGAAGAAAUAUAGCUCCAGAGUGGCCACCUCCUGAGAGAGCACUUUCUUUAGACUGUGUCAUUCUUCGAGCCAUUCCAAACUUCGAUACCCAUAAAGGCUGCACUCCAAUUAUCCGUAUUUUUGGUAGGAAUCUGCUUAGUAAGGGUGGGCUUUCGACCCAGAUGAUAUUCUCCAUGCCCAGGAAGAAGACACUUCGGAACUACCGUCAAGAAGACUGUGAUGUCAUCAAAAUUGACAUUCAGUGUUUAGUGCAAGGAGAUGUUGUAUUGGAGUGUGUUCAUGUAGAUUUGGAUCCAGAGAGGGAAGUUAUGAUGUUCCGUAUUAUGUUCAACACUGCAUUUAUUCGUUCCAAUAUACUGAUGCUGAAUUCGGAUAACUUAGACAUUCUAUGGGAUUCAAAGGAACGCUAUCCAAAAGGCUUCCGAGCUGAGGUAUUGUUUGGGGAGUUUGAGAGCAUCUCUCCUCCUAAAGCUCCAACUACAAUUUUAAAUGGCGAGGAGAAAGGUGGAUUGCCCCUUGAAGCUUUUUCGAGGGUUCAAGAACUUUUCAAUGGGGUUGAGUGGGUUGAUAGCAAUGAUGAUGCAGCCUUGUGGUUGCUUAAACAGCUCUCUGUACUAGGUGAUGCAAAAGAAAUUUCAAGGUUGCAAAACAAAGUGAAUUUAUAUUCGUCACCUGCUGACUCUGAAGAAGAAAAUAAUGCAUCUAGCACUGCUGACAGUGCUGAUGAAGCGUUUGAUACUGUUUCCAAGGCUUCAGCAGAUUCAACGAAAGCAUUGAUGCUGGACGCAUUUGAUUCAGUGCCUGUAGCAUUUGAAAAUGAUGGUCCACCAGAAGUGAACCUUGCUUCAGAGUCUGCUGAUCAAGAGUUAAUUGGACCUGUUCUGCACUCUCUUCAUCAACAAUCAUUAGAUACAAGUAAUGGAUCUCCACCUUGUUCAUCCCCGCAAUCAUUGCCACUCCCACCACUAUCAAUUGAACCAUUAUGUCCUGCGCUUCACCCUCCACCACCACCGCCACCACCACCUCCUUCCAUUGGUGCUUGUAGAGAUUCUUUAGACCCCCUACCUUCCAGUACUAGCAGAGGUCCACCAGUACCACCACCUAUUGCUCUACCUCAUUGUGUCUCUGGCAAAGGUCCACUGCUACGUCCUCCCCCACCACCACCACCUCCUCCUAAAUCUAGUCAAGAGUCUUUGCCGCCACCCCCACCUCCACCUCCUCCGUUUUUGGGAAGUGCACCCAACAAGGUACAAUCAAUAGCAGCACCGCCACCGCCACCGCCCCCUCUUCCUGCAACUAACAAGCUACAACCUCCCCCUCCUCCCCCCUCCAGUUCUAGUUCUGGUCGUGGACCACCGCCUCCUCCACCUCCUCCACCCUCCAGUUCUAGUUCUGGUCGUGGACCACCGCCUCCUCCACCUCCUCCACCUCCUCCACCAUCCAGUUCUAGUUCUGGUCGUGGACCACCGCCUCCUCCACCUCCUCCACCUCCUCCACCAUCCAGUUCUAGUUCUGGUCGUGGACCACCGCCUCCUCCACCUCCUCCACCUCCUCCACCAUCCAGUUCUAGUUCUGGUAGUGGACCACCACCUCCUCCACCUCCUCCUCCUAUGAGUGGUAGCCUUGGUAAUAAUACCAGGCCAUCACCCCCACCUCCACCUCCUUCAGGACCGGGAAGGCCAAUCCCGCCACCUCCACCACCAGCACCAAUGCCCCCAAGUGCUCCUCCACCACCCUCAAGUCGUGGUGCAACACCACCUCCUCCACCACCUGGAGCAAAGGGCUCCAAUGCACCACCGCCACCGCCACCAGCCAUUGGAAGGGGCAGAGCUUCUUCUGGGCCGACAAGUCUUGGAAAAGGUCGUGGCACUGGUGCCAUUAAUGCCCCGAAGAAAAAUUCGUUAAAGCCCUUACACUGGGUCAAAGUUACUCGAGCAAUGCAAGGGAGUUUAUGGGCAGAUUCUCAACAACAGGAAAAUCAGUCAAGGGCUCCAGAAAUAGAUAUGACAGAACUUCAAAGUCUGUUUUCAGCAGCCUCUGCUUCAGAUGGGAAUGGCAGUAGGGGUGGAGGUCGACGCGGUUCUACCAUCACCAAACCUGAGAAAGUGCAAUUGGUUGACUUGCGACGAGCAUAUAACUGUGAAAUCAUGCUCUCAAAAGUAAAGAUCCCUUUGCCAGAUAUGAUUAAUGCAGUUCUGGCCCUGGAUUCUUCUGUUCUUGACAUUGACCAGGUUGAGAAUCUCAUUAAAUUUUGUCCUAGUAAAGAAGAAAUGGAAACUUUGAAGAACUAUACAGGCGACAAGGAAAUGCUAGGAAAAUGUGAACAGUUUUUCGUAGAGCUGAUGAAGGUUCCACGAGUAGAAUCCAAGUUGCGAGUAUUUGCUUUCAAAAUUACCUUUUCUAGUCAGGUGAAUGACUUAAGACUUCAUCUGAAUACAAUCAAUGGUGCUGCUAGAGAGGUUAAAGAAUCCGCGAAACUACGACAGAUAAUGCAGACAAUUCUUACUUUGGGAAAUGCCUUGAAUCAAGGCACUGCUCGAGGAUCUGCCGUAGGAUUCAAAUUGGACAGCCUUCUUAAAUUGUCUGACACCCGUGCAAGAAACAACAAAAUGACUUUAAUGCAUUAUUUGUGUAAGCUCAUUGCUGAGAAAAUGCCAGAGUUGCUGGAUUUUAAUAAGGAUCUUGUUCAUUUAGAAGCUGCCUCUAAGAUUCAGUUGAAAGCUUUGGCUGAAGAAAUGCAAGCUGUGAGUAAAGGUCUUGAAAAGGUUGAGCAAGAACUUGCUGCUUCAGAAAAUGAUGGAGCAAUCUCUGCUGGCUUCCAAAAGGUCCUGAAACAUUUUCUUGAUACUGCUGAAGCUGAAGUAAGGUCACUAAUAUCUUUGUACUCUGAAGUGGGAAGAAAUGCAGAUUCUUUGUCUCAAUAUUUUGGGGAAGAUCCAGCUCGGUGUCCUUUUGAACAAGUGACACAGGUCUUGUUCGUUUUCGUCAAGAUGUUCAACAAGUCACGAGAGGAAAAUGAAAGACUCGCUGACGUCGAAAAAAGGAAGCUUGAAAAGGAAGCCAUGAAAGAACGAACUGUAACUAAUUCAUCUGCAAGGAAAGAUGGUGUUAAAUAGAGCAACAUGAAAUAUACACAUGUUUAUGUUUUGGUGGGUAAAAUCAAUAUAUUGCAGAAACAAGCGGUCAAUUUUAGAAUUGACUUUUAGUUCAUGCCCAAAUUCGACCAACAAUUUACACAAGGUUGACAAGUGCAAGUCGAAAUUCUGAUGUGUGCCCAAUUCUUUUAAAGAGGCAGGUUUUUACUUUUUCCGAAGCUACUGAUUAGGUCGAGAUGGCAGCCAGAAGGCAACUUGACCUUUGCUCUCUGAGAAAAAUCCUCGACCCAUGGAUCAAUUGUAUUCAUGCUGUAAAUAUUAUAAGAACAGAUGCUAGCAUUGUAAUCCUUUCCUCGCAUCUCUUGAAACAUUUUCUAGCAUCUUAUUUGAUUUCGUGUUAUGUCUUUUUCUCCCUGUACUAGACAAUCACAAUUUUGUGCCUGCCAAAUUGGUUGAUGUCUGUGAUUACGAGGUUGAUUAUCAA
This is a messenger RNA of Prunus mume (Japanese apricot), 4376 nucleotides long. It is a transcript of the gene AFH14, whose product is annotated as Formin Homology 14. The record is from RefSeq and is a predicted model, not a curated record. NCBI's taxonomy places the organism in Eukaryota, Viridiplantae, Streptophyta, Magnoliopsida, Rosales, Rosaceae.